Messenger RNA from Cladophialophora psammophila CBS 110553, 372 nucleotides. RefSeq lists its product as uncharacterized. The transcript has a single exon. Lineage: Eukaryota; Fungi; Ascomycota; Eurotiomycetes; Chaetothyriales; Herpotrichiellaceae. The coding region runs from base 1 to 372 and encodes 123 amino acids. The record is from RefSeq and is a predicted model, not a curated record.
AUGACCAUUAAUGGGAAACAAUGUGGCAAUGGUAUUGUUGAGGGUGAAGAUUGUGAUUUUGGCGUCAGCGAAUCUUGUGCGGGGAACAGCUGCUGUAAUCCCACGACUUGCAAGUUCAAUUCAGGCGCUGUCUGCGACCCCAGCAACGAAGCGUGUUGCACGUCGACUUACCAGCUCGCUUCUACUGGGACUGUCUGCCGUGCUAGCACCGGCCAAUGUGAUCCCGCCGAUACUUGCUCUGGUACCAAUGGAACAUGUCCGACAGACACCACCGCGCCCGACGGAAUCGACUGCGGUAGUGGUCUUGAAUGUGCCAGUAGCCAGUGCAAGAUUCUCACGGGCCACAAGAGCUAUCACGCCGCUCAGACUUGA